AUGAUGCGCGCCAUCAUCGCCAUCGCCACCCUCUUCGUGCCCUUCCUUGCCCACCCGUCGCUUGCCCUCGCCGGCUCCAACCCGGCGGCACACGACGAUGAUCCCGAAAGCUUCGACUUCAUCGUCGUCGGCUCCGGCCCCGGCGGCGGUCCGCUCGCCGUCAACCUCGCCGAGGCCGGCUAUUCCGUCUUGCUCCUCGAGGCAGGUCGCAACCGCACGGACAAGGUGUCGCAGCAGAUACCGGCCUACUUUGGCGCCGCGCAGUUUGACGAGGAGCAAGUCUGGUCCUUCUACGUCAAACACUACACCAACGAGACCCAGGCGGCGAGGGACAGCAAGAUGGUGUGGACGAAGCCCGACGGCGCGUACUACGUCGGCAAGACACCCCCGAGAGGAUCCCGCCAGCUCGGCAUCUGGUACCCUCGGGCCGGCACCUUUGGAGGCUGCGACACCCACAACGGCGGCGUCACCGUAUACCCGUCCGAGUGGGACUGGGACAACAUCGCCAACGUGACGGGCGACGACAGCUGGCGCCACCGUCCCAUGCGAAGGUACUUUGAGAAGAUGGAGAGGAACCUCGUCACGCCGUCGGCCACCCCCGGACACGGAUACGUCGGAUACCAGCCCGUCCGGCUCGGGGACAGGUCAAACUUCGAAAAGGACCCUCAGAUGGUCGCCGUCGCGCAGGGGACGUCGGCCGCGUUCGGAUUCGACGAGCGAAGCAGGAGCAGUGACUGGGACGUCCUUCUCCACAGGGACUCCAAUGGCGCCGUCGAGGGGCGUGAUUUCCAAAACGAUGCCUACCAGAUCUCCUUCAAGAUGGACGAGCGCGGCCGGCGAUACAGCGCGGCAAACAGGGUCAGCGACGCCGUCGGCAGGCGCCUGCCCCUCACCGUCCGAUUCGACAGCCUCGUCACCAAGAUCGUCGUCGACCGACACCGCCGCGCCACGGGCGUCGAGUACCUCGAAGGCGAGAUGCUCUACGGCGCAGACCCGCGCACGCAGAGGAGAAACGCGACUCGCCGUGCGGGCGUGCCCAGGGCAGCCGCGGCCAAGCACGAAGUCAUCGUCGCCGGCGGCACCUUCAACACGCCGCAGAUGCUCAUGCUCAGCGGCAUCGGACCGGGCGAGCACCUCCGACAGUUGGGCAUCCCCGUCAUCGCCGACCUGCCCGGUGUCGGCAGGAACCUUCAGGACCACUACGAAGUGCCCGUCAUCCAGGAGUUCCCCCGCAACUUCACCCUCUUCGACGGCUGCGACGAGACGGCCGAGGGCUCCUUGCCUUGCUUCGAGCGCUGGGCGGCCAACGGGACGGGGCCGUACGCGACCCUCGGCUUCACCCACGUCGCCCUCGUCACGUCGAGCGUCGCGCCCCGUCGAGAGCGGGACUUGAUCCUCUACGGGUCGCCCGAUGCCAUCCGCGGCCACCUGCCGCCCUACACAAACUUCUCCGACUUCAAGACGGGCUCCAACAAGUUUGCCUUGACCGUCUCCGAGUCGCACUCGCGCAACCGGGCGGGGCGCGUCACCCUCGCAUCGGCCGAUGCUCGCGACAUGCCCGACAUCAAUUUCGAGUACUUUGCCGACGGCGGCGACGACGACAUCCAGGGCUUGGUCGACGGCGUCACCUUUGCUCGUCGCAUCUUCGACUCCGUGCCAGGGUCAAAGGUGGGCAACCGGGAAUGGUUCCCCGGCCGGACCGUGAGCUCGCCCGAGAGCCUCAGGCAGUACGUCAAGGAUGAGGCCUACGGCCAUCACCCGACGGGAACGGCGUCGAUUGGACGGGACGGCGAUCCCAUGGCUGUGCUCGAUUCCCGCUUCCGCGUUCGGGGCAUCAGGGGACUGCGCGUUGUCGACGCCUCCGUCUUUCCCGUCGUGCCGGGUACCUUUCCGCUGAUUGCUGUCUUCAUGAUCAGCGAGAAGGCGAGCGAAGUCAUUCUGCACGAUGCCAAGCAACAGUGCGCUUAG
Drechmeria coniospora is the source of this 1968-nucleotide messenger RNA. RefSeq names its product putative choline dehydrogenase protein. Gene Ontology annotation, molecular function: oxidoreductase activity, acting on CH-OH group of donors; flavin adenine dinucleotide binding. Lineage: Eukaryota; Fungi; Ascomycota; Sordariomycetes; Hypocreales; Ophiocordycipitaceae. The transcript has a single exon. Bases 1 to 1968 code for a protein of 655 amino acids. The record is from RefSeq and is a predicted model, not a curated record.